Eutrema salsugineum is the source of this 1568-nucleotide messenger RNA. Its product is annotated as serine carboxypeptidase-like 10. The coding region runs from base 1 to 1320 and encodes 439 amino acids. The record is from RefSeq and is a predicted model, not a curated record. The transcript has 14 exons. Gene Ontology annotation, molecular function: acyltransferase activity, transferring groups other than amino-acyl groups; serine-type carboxypeptidase activity. Gene Ontology annotation, biological process: secondary metabolic process; proteolysis. NCBI's taxonomy places the organism in Eukaryota, Viridiplantae, Streptophyta, Magnoliopsida, Brassicales, Brassicaceae.
AUGAGUUUGACACUAAAAUUGCUGAUUCUGUUUCUAUUUGUCUUGAGAUCACAUCAUGUUGAAUCCAGCUCUGUCGUCAAGUUUCUACCUGGUUUUGAAGGCCCUCUUCCUUUCGAACUCGAAACCGGAUAUAUUGGUCUUGGUGAGGAAGAGGAAGUGCAAUUGUUCUACUAUUUCAUCAAAUCUGAGAGGAAUCCACAAGAAGACCCUCUUCUUAUUUGGUUAACUGGAGGACCAGGAUGCUCUUCUCUCGUUGGCCUUCUUUUUGAAAACGGACCUGUGGCUCUGAAGGUCAAGGUUUACAAUGGAACUGUUCCUUCUUUGGUCUCUACUACAUAUUCAUGGACAAAGAUGGCGAACAUAAUAUUCUUGGAUCAGCCUGUUGGAGCUGGCUUCUCAUACUCAACAACGCCACUUGAUAAAACCAGUGAUACAAAUGAAGUUAAGAAUAUCCAUGAGUUUCUUCAAAAGUGGCUAAGCAAGCAUCCACAGUUUUACUCCAACCCUUUAUACGUCGUCGGAGAUUCUUAUGCCGGUAUGAUUGUUCCAGCCCUUGUUCAAGAAAUCUCAAAAGGAAAUUAUAUAUGUUGCAAGCCUCUUAUAAAUCUGCAGGGUUAUGUGCUCGGAAAUCCAAUAACAAAUGCUGAAUUUGAAAAAAACUAUCGUAUUCCAUAUGCUCAUGGCAUGUCAUUAAUAUCUGAUGAACUCUACCAGUCAAUGAAGAAAAUGUGCAAAGGAAAUUAUGAAAAUGUGGAUCCACGUAACACAAAAUGUUUGAAACUUGUUCAAGAAUACCAUAAGUGCACUGACAAGAUAAAUUCACAACAUAUAUUAAUACCAGAUUGCGAUGACAAAAUAAAUUCACAGCAUACAUCUCCUGAUUGCUAUUAUUAUCUGUAUUAUAUCAUUGAAUGUUGGGCCAACAACGAGAGAGUUCGUGAAGCUCUUCAUGUUAGAAAGGGGACUAAAGGACAUUGGCAGCGAUGUAACUGGACUAUUCCAUACAAUCACGACAUUAUAAGCAGCGUACCAUAUCAUAGGACUAACAGCAUCAGCGGAUAUCGAUCUCUUGUUUACAGUGGUGAUCAUGACAUCACGAUGCCUUUCCAAGCAACUCAAGCCUGGAUUAAAUCUCUAAAUUACCCCAUUGUUGAUGACUGGAGACCUUGGAUGAUAAAAGAUCAAAUCGCUGGGUACACGAGAACUUAUUCCAAUAAGAUGACAUUUGCUACUGUCAAAGGAGGUGGACACACGGCAGAGUAUAAACCAAACGAGACUUUUAUCAUGUUCCAAAGGUGGAUCAGUGGCCAGCCUUUGUAAUAGAGGCUCAUGGCCUUUACUUGCAAUAAUAUUCACGCUAGGCGCAUAUUCUUUUUCUUUUCAAAUGUUAAAUGUUAUUGUUAUUUGUCAUGUUACAUUUUAGUGUUAUUCAAGUAAUUUUUACAUCUUUGUUUGAUUUUAUGUAGUCCAGAUCAUUACUGUAGGUCAUAGCCUAUUUCAAUGGUAUAUACGUAUUUUUUUGUCAUCAGUCCAUGUAAAAACAUUUAUAAUUUUUUUUGUUGUCAUCA